AUGUUAAACGCCGCGCUGGAGACUGUGGGAGCCGUUCCUUCAUCUCAGAUCGCGGAUCGGACGGCUGCCGGCGAUUCUGACGAUCAGAAGAUAGCCGCGCCGUCAGAACUGACGGCGAAGUUCAAACAGUACGCGUCGACUAAAGACGGCGAUGCGAUUCCAGUCCGGAGCUGGAAGCUCGUGAGAGACCUGGUUCCCAAGGGAGCAAAAGGGAGAGGGGCAGCAACUGGUGCUGGUGGUGAGCAGGUGCGGUACAGCGAGCCCUCAAUCAUCUCUUCCCUCUCCCCCCUCUCUCCGCUCUGCUCUCACAGAAGUGCGGAGCUGGAAGCUCGUCUUGCUGAUGUCAGGGAAGCGGAGGAGCAGAGGCGGUACAGAGAGCUUUCAAUCACCUCUUCCCUUUCUCCCCUGCCUCCACUUCUCAUCCCACAGAGUGCGGAGCUGGAAGCUCGUUUGUCUGCUUUGAAAGAAGCGGAGGAGGGAAGGCGGUACAGAGAGCUGGAGGCUCCUAGUCACCACUUCUCUCUCUCCCCUCCCUCCACUUCUCUUCCCACAGAUGCGGAGCUGGAAGCUCGCCUGGCUGCUCUCAAGGAAGCGGAGGAGCAGAGGCAGUACAGAGAGCUCGUGAGAGACGUGGUCCCCAAGGGAGCAAAAGGGAGAGGGGCAAUCGGUGGUGCUGGUGGUGUUGACGAUGAGGAGGAUUUCGGAGGGCAAGGGGGGAGCUCGUACCUGGCAUCGUACAGAGAGCAGCUAGGGUUUGGCAUGCAUGUGGUGGGUGUGAUGUUCACAUGUUACCUCUUGGGUCACUUUGCUGCUUCUGCUCUCAUCAAAGACCAGCCUGCACUGCACCCGGUGGGAGGUGCAGUGGGUUUGAUAUUCGGCAUGCUGCUAGAAACCACGCUCUUCAUCAUCCGUACAACUCAGCUUGAGGAGAAACAAGCCAAGCAACGCAGCAAAAAGGCUGCUAGGAAGCAGGGAGUGUCGGUACCACCACUAACUGCGGGGUGGGCUUCUAGCCAAGGCAUUGAGAUGGGAGAAAGGAGUGCUGGUGUUGUUUCUGUGGGUUUCGAGGAGGUGGAUGCGGUGCGGCAAGAGCUGAUUGAAUUGGCAGGGAGACGGCAGAAAGGAGCUGGCGUGUCAAGCUCUUCAGGGGGGUCUAUAAUGAGGCGGCGGAUAGUGAGGCAAUCUGACGGUGACUAG
Closterium sp. Naga37s-1 is the source of this 1197-nucleotide messenger RNA. The record is from the annotation of a GenBank genome assembly. NCBI's taxonomy places the organism in Eukaryota, Viridiplantae, Streptophyta, Zygnematophyceae, Desmidiales, Closteriaceae.